This is a messenger RNA of Clonostachys rhizophaga, 5778 nucleotides long. NCBI's taxonomy places the organism in Eukaryota, Fungi, Ascomycota, Sordariomycetes, Hypocreales, Bionectriaceae. The record is from the annotation of a GenBank genome assembly.
AUGUUUAGGGGCAAUCCCAAGAGAAAUCUAAACGGCGUUUGCCGGGAGUUUCGACGAGAUGGCGUUUGCAAAUACGGAGUGAGGUGCAAGUUCUCUCAUGGCCCACAAACGGGAGAUGGGCGGCAGUCCGGCUCCUCCCAGGCUCAGGCCAAUACACAGAGGUCAGGCACAAGACAGCGUCAGUCGAACCAAGAUGUUAGGUGGCGAGAGUGGAAGCAAAUAUUGAACGCUUCGGCGUCAUCAUCUUCAAGGCCAUCGGAAGAUGUGGCACGCAGGUUCUUUUCACUUGCGCUCGACCUGAUGAGCGGGGAUCAAGGGGCUUCUCAGGAAACAAUCAAAGCGUUGGCCGAUGACCAAGGACUCAAGUUCAUCAGAGACCUGGCAGAUCGCCACAUACUAAAGGCUCAGAGGGAUCAAUCUGGUCUCCGUCUUUGGGUAGAUGAGAUUUGUCCCCUUUUCCAGCUCAUCACUCAUGAGCGAGUGGUGGACUCUGCAGUGCUGGAACAGCAAGUGGCGAUGAUCUACAACUUCCUCAGUGGCGUCCAUGGGCAACGAAUGGUCAGGGUUUUUAACUUCAUCUUGAGCUUGGUUCGCUCUUGGCCAGCUUCGACAAACGGCGUUUCGAAAAUGCCUGUUAUCGAGCUUUCUCUUGCGGUGUUGACUAAGAUGAUGGACUGUAACACUUUGCUUAUGAUCGAUGAAAGCCUCUCGUCAAUUGUUCGCGGGUUUGAGAAGUGUAUCAACUCUGAGCCGAAAUCAUCCGAGGACUUUUCUUGCGUGCAAGCAAAGAGAUACCUUGACUACAUACGGCAACGGCUCGAAGUUGGCCAAGAAAUAGACGCCAUGGAACCAAAUGUAGUUCCCGUGACUCGUGAGGCCUUCGUCCUACGUCGAGACCUUCCAGGAACCCUUUCUGCGGAGGGACCACGUCAUGAUAACGACAACAAAUCCAUCUCAAAGAUAAAAAUCCUUCCUACUUCUGAGGAAAUAAUGUCUCCACGUCGCGAGUAUUUGCCUACUACGGACUCAUCAGAGUGGCACGUCCCUGGUAUCCGCGGCCGAGUCGACAGGGAAUUCCGGUUACUCAGAGAGGACACUGUAGGCCAACUUAGGGAUGCCGUUCAUGAUACACUGGAGCGCAUUCGCAACAUUGAUGCGCGAGUCGAUCGCAGCUCCAAAAAUACCGUGCGAACCUUCUCGUACGAGUACCCUAUGCCGGUCGAUAUUGGCUUUGACAGUUUCUCGGGUUUGCAGUUCACCAUUCGGUGUAAUCAGCCCCCUGCUUUGAAAGGGAUGACGGCUAAAAGACGCCGAGAGUGGUGGAUGCAAAGCAAGAGACUCCAAUCAGGGGCAUUGGUCUGCGUUCUAGAUGCGACAGGUUCGGUCCAGUUCUUUGUGGUUUCGGAAUCGACUAUGCGAACUGAAGAUGACGACGUCGCCAAGAAGAAGGCCCAGCGUGGACAGAACAACGACAGCGAAUCUGAGCCAAAGGAGCUCCUCACCCUGUCUGGAAGCGAAGAACAUCUGUUCGUUACUUUGCAAUUGGUUGACACUGGAGCUUCAGAACUCAGACGGACUUUGAGGUGGUAUCGUAGCACAAAAUCAUCACCUCGCCGGUACAUUGUAGAGUUUCCCGGAGUGCUGCUUGCAUCCUUCCAGCAUACUCUCACAGCACUGAAAAGGAUUUCCGAACAGCCAAAAAUUCCGUUUCAUGAUCUGAUUGCGCCUUCAGGCAAUGUGGGCCAGCAGACGGUCAUUUCAUCUCCGCUCUACACAAGAAAGGCCGGAUUCGAAUUCGACUUGAGGCUGUUGACCAACGACAACACCAGUCUGAGGGUAGACCCUCGUCAUCCGCCGCAGCCCGAAGUGCUCGCGUCCCGAUCAUCUUUGGAUCUCACGCAAUCAAGAGCGCUUCUCUGUGCCCUCACACAAGAAUUGUGCUUGAUCCAGGGUCCACCAGGAACAGGCAAGAGUUACACGGGAGAAAAAAUAAUAAAGGUUCUCCUGAAUCACAAGGAACAAACUAAGAUGGGACCGAUCCUCUGUGUUUGUUACACUAACCACGCUCUAGAUCAACUUCUUGAGCAUCUUCUCGACGAAGGAGUUGAUCAGAUUAUCCGAAUAGGAUCCCGAUCAAAGUCCGAGAGGCUUCAAAACCGUAAUCUGAGAGUGGUUGCCAAGACAGCCGAGCGGACGAAAACUGAAGCCAGAGAGCUCUGGACAGUCCAAGAUGGGAUUCGGAACAUUGAUCGCGACUUGACGAAGCUGAUUGGCGACCUGGCCGACCUAGAAUCAGUGGAAACGAUCAAAGGUCAUUUACGCGAAACAUCGCCCAGACAUUUUCACCAGCUUUUCGUGGAUGAUGAAAGGGAAUGGACGGAAGUUACUUACAAAGAAAAACCCUCUAUACCGAAAUGGUUGCAUGGCGGAUCUCAAGAUAAGAAACAGUCGAGACAGCUGGUUGAACUACAAUUGGUUAAUCUAUUCGACAUGAGCUACCUUGAACGUCGGAAGAUUUACAACCACUGGAUAGAAACUCUGAGGGAUCCCAUCAUAGAAAAGAUGGCAGACCUGCACCGCAAAUACACAACCGCUUCUGAACAGCGGGAUCGAAUCCGAGGAGACACCGACCUUAGAUGUCUUCAGCAGGCCGACGUUGUUGGAGUCACAACUACCGGCCUUGCAAGGCAGCUCGAGACACUUCGAAAACUUAGAAGUAAGGUGAUGGUCUGUGAGGAAGCGGGUGAGGUCCUUGAGGCUCAUAUCCUUACUGCGCUUCUCCCAUCACUGGAGAGCGCAAUUCUUAUCGGCGACCACCUCCAACUUCGGCCGCAGAUACAGAAUUAUGAGUUGCAAAGUACGAAUCCCCGAGGCCAACAAUACUCAUUGGAUAUGUCUUUGUUUGAACGGCUUGUCCAACCUCUUCAUGACGGGGACGUGCAAGUUCCGUUUAGCACACUUGAAACGCAAAGGAGAAUGCAUCCCUUCAUGUCGGAGCUGAUUCGAUCGACACUCUACCCCUCAUUGAUGGAUUCAGAGUCAGUCCAGAACUAUCCAAAAGUUGUUGGAAUGAAGCAGCGGUUGUUCUGGUUUCAUCAUGAGCACCUCGAAGCCUCGGCUGCGAAUAACGACCCGCUCAACACAUCUAGAUCAAACGACUUUGAAAUCGAGAUGACUACAGCCUUGGUCUCCCACCUCACCCGCCAGGGUGAAUACGCCCAAGGAGAAAUCGCGGUCAUUACGCCUUAUCUGGGCCAACUCCAUAAACUCCGGCGUCGAAUGGAGUCGAUGUUUGAGAUAUGUGUCAAUGACCGAGAUCUUGAGGACCUUGAAAUGCUCGAGGAAGAGAAUUUCGGCAGCUCCGCGCCAAAGAAACCCACCGCGACCCGAAAGACUACGUUGCUGAAAAGCGUGAGGGUCGCGACCGUGGACAACUUUCAAGGCGAGGAAGCCAAGAUCAUCGUGAUAUCCUUAGUCCGAAGCAAUCCUCAAAAUCUAUGCGGAUUCCUAAGCACUUCCAACCGAAUCAAUGUGCUACUCUCCCGCGCCAAGCAUGGUAUGUAUAUCAUUGGGAACUCGAACACCUGCCAGCGUGUCCCGAUGUGGGCUCAAGUCAUGAAUAUCUUGCAGGAUAAAGGCCAGUUUGGUACGAGUUUGGAGCUCGAGUGCCCGCGCCAUCCCAAUACCCCCAUUCUUGUAUCCGAAGCAGACCAUUUCGUCCGAUUCUCCCCAGAAAGUGGAUGCCAGCUGCCAUGCGAGAAGAGGCUCGACUGUGGCCACUCCUGCACAGGGAAGUGCCACUCCAACGUCAUCCAUAGCGCGGUCAAGUGCCUAGAGCCGUGCCCCAGAUUAAAGAAGGGAUGUGAUCAUUCCUGCCCUCUUCGCUGUGGCGAUCCAUGUCAGAUAAAGUGCCACGUUCGACUGAAGGACCUUCGCCUAGUCCUUGACUGCGGGCACAUCGUCACAACAGCCGAGUGCUGGCAGGCUCAAGACCCAUCGCUUAUCCGCUGCUCUGUGACAGUGUCUCGAAAUGUUCCAGGUUGUGAACACAAGGUCCAGGUGAAAUGCUCUGACGAUAUCACCGGUGCCAACUAUCAUGUAAUGCUCGCGAAGGCGGCCAGAUCGCGAAAGCGAAUCAUGGCAUCUGUCAACAACCAUGUGGACGAGGUUACUCUGCUUGCCAACACAACUGUGCCAAAGCUUGUCAUUCGGGCACUGCUUGUUCGCCGUGUGAUCAGCCCUGUGAAGUGCGAUGCAGCCAUUCGAAAUGCGCCAAAGCUUGCAACGAGCCUUGCGUGCCAUGUGCCGAGGAGAAGUGCCACUCCUGCUGCCCUCACUCCGAAUGCAGCAUGCCCUGCGCAGCUCCCUGUGAUUGGAUACCUUGCUCAAAGCGAUGUGAGAACUUGUCCAUCGCUUUGUGGCGAAGCAUGUCCGGAUAUCAGAUAUUGCCAGAAAUGCGCCUCAGAUCCAGUCAAGCAAUUUUGCGUCGACUUUGUGGAGCUGAAACUUUAUGAGGACAUUAACCUGGACGAGGAGCCAUGCAUCUUUCCUGACUGUGGGCAUUUCUUGACCAUCACCUCAAUGGAUGGGAUAAUGCACAUGUCUGACCACUAUGAGCUGGACAUGGAUGGAUAUCCAGUGAAGCUCCGUGGGCCUUCUGCCCCUUUCACCAUGGAAGAGAAAAGUAUCUCUGUGUGCGCCACUUGUCGUGGCUCACUCAGAUCUAUAUCUAGAUACGGACGCAUUGUACGCCGGUCAAUUCUGGACGAAACAACAAAGAGAUUUAUCACUUGGUCCAACUCACAGUAUGAAAAACUUACUAAGUUGAUGUUCAUCGAGUUUGAAAAGUUGGAUGAAACGCCAAGCGGGACGAAAAUAUCCACUGUCGGGGACUCGAAUCAGGUCCUCACGCCGCAAGGGUCCAGGCUGAGCAUACUUCAAGCCCUAGAGACAGCUCUAGGGGACGACAGAUACAAACGAAUCAUCAAGCUCCGACAUAGGCUGAGCUUUUAUAAGAACAAGGUGGCCAGGGAGGAACAGCCGUUCCAUCGAGUCGCCACAUAUGUCCAAUCCGCGAAUCGCCGAAACAAAGAGACUAGGGACUUUCAGUAUGAUGACUCGGUAAUCCAGAAUAAGGGCAUGUUGCUCGCUGAAACUUUGCUUCUUAAAACUGAAACAACGGCAAUUUCCGACUUCAUCAGUCUUUGCAAAAGCGGUAGAGCGCGUCCCCCGAAGAUACAGGUUGACUUCGCAAGCUAUUUUAAAGCAUGCGACCAGCUUAUUGGACUGGCAGGAAGUUUCAAAUAUCCAAAAGAACAGCUUCAGGGCCAUAUUUUCUAUGCGUGGAUGUGUGAGUUUGCGAGGUGGUUUUCCGCAAAUGGCGAUAAGAAAGAGCUCGAAGUCGGAUACAAGGAGAGGGGACUGGACCAUAUCGGGCUGGCUCGCAACAUCCUGGAAAGUCAUCCAUCUACAGCUCCGUUGUUACAGGAGGUUGAAACAGCCGAGUUUGCACUCAAAGGUCAUGAAUAUCGUCAAGUCACCACUGAUGAGCUCAAAGAAGUGUAUGUUGCCUUGAGUGGUGACCUGAGAGGGACAGGUCACUGGUAUACCUGCGAAAACGGACAUCCGUUCACAAUUGGAGAGUGUGGGAUGCCGAUGGAACAAGCCAGAUGCCCAGAAUGUAACGCCCCGAUUGGUGGCCAAAACCAUCAAGCCGUAGAUGGAGUAAGGCGUGCUGAAGAGAUUGAGAGCCUGACCAGGGGUGUGGGAAAUCUUUGA